Molecule: messenger RNA, 1504 nt
Organism: Cucurbita maxima (winter squash)
Lineage: Eukaryota; Viridiplantae; Streptophyta; Magnoliopsida; Cucurbitales; Cucurbitaceae
Product: RNA-directed DNA methylation 4
Exons: 10
Coding region: 113-1219 (368 amino acids)
Source: RefSeq, a predicted model, not a curated record
AAAAGCGCGACCCUCUGUUGUUAGGGAACACAAGAAGUUCGUAGUUGUUCUCCGGCUCGCAUGUUCUAGACCAGACCCUGAGCGUCGAUCGUAUUCUCCGAUCGCUUCGCAUAUGGCCAGCAUCGGCGAGAGUUCUUCUUCUGCUCCCAAACCCGCGGACGAAAAGCCAGUCUUAGUUAGGGUUAAGCGCAAAGCUUCACAGUCUCGACUCGAUGCGUUAUGGCUGGAAAUCAAUGAGAGGCCACUGAAACGACCUCUUUUGGAUUUUGACAAUUUGUCUAUUUCUGAAACGUUCAAGAAAGCGGAACUUAAAACUAAGAAGAUUUUUGUACAGCAUGUGGAGACACUGAGAAGCUCUGAGGCCUCAGUUGACAUUAUUCAGUCGUUCGUGGCACCUGAUGCUGCUGGCAACAUUGAAAAUAACCUAAAGAAUGAGGAGCGAAGAAGAAAUUUUAAGAGAGAGAGUCCAAGACAAGAACAGCUGUUGGUUAAAACUAGACAAGAACAAGAGGUUUUGACAAAAAAAGCUAGAUUUGAGCAAAUAUGGAGAAGUAGGAAAGGGAUUAAAGAUGCCAAAGACGACCAAUUACAUGACGCAUAUCAUAUUUAUGAUAUUGUUCGUCUUGAUACAAAUGAAACAUCAAGUGGAGCACCAAAGGCGGACUGUAUGACUCUGGAGGAUCAAAGUAUGUUAUCAAGUUAUCUGCCUUUACUAAGAGAGUUUAUUCCAAGUGCUGCUGAAGAGAUCGAGUCAGAUAUAAAUGCAAACACGAUGAAACAAGAUUUGCCCGUCGAUGAUUAUGUAUAUGACUACUAUACUGUGAAGAAUAAUGUGCAGAUUGCUGAGGACGAUGCCUCUAAUCCAUUUCCUUUGAUACAAGUCGACGACUUGGAUCUAUAUGAUGGGCCUGAUGACUCGGACUAUGAAAGUGAUGAUUCAAAUGCUGAAAACAAUCCACACUUCGAUUACCCGGAUGAGGCGUCCGAAGAAGAAGAGUUGGAAAGUGAAUCUACAAAUGAAGAAUCAGAAGAAGAUGAUGAGGACAAGCAGUCCUCAGAAGCUAAUGGUCUAGAAGAGGACGACCUGUCAGAGAAUGGAGUUCAAUUAGAUGAGGAUGAAAUAUAUGGUGAUUUUGACGAAGGCGAUGGCGAUAGUUUUGAUUACGAUAGUAAUGGAGGUCACGAAGAGGGUGAAGAAUGCAGAUGGUCCUACCGUUGAAUUUUUGGUAUUAUAGGACAGCUUUUUUCGACUUUGGGAGAGGGAUGUUUGUUCUACCGCUUGUCCUAUAUCAGGUAUUACCAUUUUCCUUAAGUGAGUUGCUUAAUAGGGAGAGGAAUGUGCUUGUAAUGACUAGGGAUGUUCCUUUGGAGAUUUAGAGGUCAAAAUACACUUUGCUUUGCUACUUCAAUAGAAAUUAAAAGCCCUGUAGGCCUCCUUUGGUAAUAUAUUCCUGUUCUCUGUUUCUUGUUGAGAAACAGAUCUGUCGGGUUCUUGUUUCUAAAA